Messenger RNA from Drosophila bipectinata, 1783 nucleotides. It is a transcript of the gene Ppat-Dpck, whose product is annotated as Bifunctional Phosphopantetheine adenylyltransferase - Dephospho-CoA kinase. Gene Ontology annotation, biological process: coenzyme A biosynthetic process. Gene Ontology annotation, molecular function: dephospho-CoA kinase activity; ATP binding. The record is from RefSeq and is a predicted model, not a curated record. Lineage: Eukaryota; Metazoa; Arthropoda; Insecta; Diptera; Drosophilidae.
GUGAUGCUUCCACCACUAAUAUGAAUGCAAUUAUUCGGUUAAGGCUAAUUUAGUCCAAACUCCGAUCCUCAAGCAACUCAGCAUGGCCUCCACGGGUCUCCUGGUCGUAUCCAACAUCAAGCAGCUGGGAAAAUCCCUACGAGCUAUCGAGAAGUACGUCAACUCCCUGUACAUCCACUUGAAUGUCGCGGGGUCAACGUCCACGUCCUCCUUGAGUCCAUGGGCACCAGCCACAGCUCCACCGCCUCCAGUUUGGGGUCGGCUCAUAUCCCAGGUGUAUGCAAACAGCAGCAGCUACGUAGGCAAACAGUUGGACCUAAGGAUACUCGUAUCGCCACUCCGACCAGGAGCCAGUGAUGCCCUGAGGCUGUGCAAACCUGUUGACCUUAUCUUCUCGGAUGCUCACUACCCAGACUUGUGCGAUCGGUUGCGGGCCGAUCUUAAAAUAAGCAAGCCCACCAUAUUUCUUGAGGAAGAUGCUACCUCAGAUCUAAGCUCCCAGAAAGACACUACAGAGACCCCUAAAACAUAUCCCUCGGUUGUCCUGGGCGGCACUUUUGACCGCAUACAUGUAGGCCACAAGAUAUUCCUUACGCAAGCAGUGCUGCGUAGUCGUAAACGUUUGGUAGUGGGCGUGACGACGGCCGCCAUGACUAAGGGAAAAACGCUGCCGGACCUGAUAUUACCCGUCGAGGAACGCAUCGAACGCUUGAGGGAGUUCCUUACGGACAUCGACAAUACUUUGCACUACGAAAUCGUGCCCAUCGACGAUCCGUUCGGUCCAACUCAGACGGAUCCAGACCUGGACAUGAUUGUGGUCAGUGCCGAGACACUGCGUGGCGGUCAGAAGGUCAACGAAAUCCGCAAGGCUAGGCAGCUGCGCAAUCUGGAGAUCUUUGUGAUUGACAUUGUGGAGAGCAAUGUGCACGACGGUAUCCACGAGGCGAAGGUCAGCUCUAGCAACACCCGCAUCGAUCUGCUGGGCACACGGUGGAAGAGGCCAGAGCUGCGACCACAGCUACCGGCACGACCUUAUAUUAUCGGUCUGACUGGAGGCAUUGCUUCUGGGAAGAGCAAAAUGGCAGAGAGACUAGGAAAUUUGGGAGCCCAUGUGAUCGACUGCGACAAAGUGGCCCAUGAUGUCUAUGAACCUGGUCAGGUGUGCCACGGUCGCAUUGUGGAAUACUUCGGAGCUGAUAUCGUUUCGCCAGAUGGGCGCAUUGACCGCUCUAAGCUGGGUCCUCUGGUUUUCAGUGAUCCCAAUAAAUUGCAGGCUCUCAAUAAUAUCGUCUGGCCAGAGCUUAUUGCAGAAGUUAAUAGACGACUGGACGUUUUGCGUUCCCAGACUGAGGUUCCUCGAGUAGUUGUCUUGGAAGCGGCCAUACUUUUGCGGGCCGGUUGGGAAACCAAUUGCCACGAGGUGUGGUCGAUGAUUGUGCCACCGGAUGAGGCCGUUAGGCGGAUCAUCGAACGCAAUAAGCUAAGUGAGGACGAAGCUAAGAAGCGCCUGGCCAGCCAGGUGCCCAAUUCCGAAAUUGUGGAAAAGUCACACGUAAUCUUUAGCUCGCAGUGGGAUUAUGACUUCACCAAGCUGCAGGCUGAGCGGGCCUGGAAAAUGCUCACCAAGGAUCUGGACUCUCACCAGAGCAGCCUUUAAAAUGUAAAAUUACCUGUAAACAUUGUUGAGCCACGUUUUGUUGAAUGAUUUCUUUAUGCAUUUGUUGUACAUUGCUUAGUUGUAAGUCCAAAGUUGAUGAAUAGAUUCGGGACAUCAAGGGGAAAA